Ornithodoros turicata is the source of this 1063-nucleotide messenger RNA. RefSeq names its product MKI67 FHA domain-interacting nucleolar phosphoprotein-like. Gene Ontology annotation, biological process: maturation of LSU-rRNA from tricistronic rRNA transcript (SSU-rRNA, 5.8S rRNA, LSU-rRNA). The record is from RefSeq and is a predicted model, not a curated record. Gene Ontology annotation, molecular function: RNA binding. The transcript has 6 exons. Bases 95 to 856 code for a protein of 253 amino acids. Gene Ontology annotation, cellular component: nucleolus. Lineage: Eukaryota; Metazoa; Arthropoda; Arachnida; Ixodida; Argasidae.
CAACAACACUGUUACCACUUUUUCUUCCUUUUUGUCGUGAUUUGUUUACGCUAGUCGCGCUUUUAGAGCACGUGGCGGAGUUUUCUGUUGUAAAAUGAAGCCGAAAACAACACCGCAGCAAAAGCUAGACGAAACUACUGUCAAAAAAGUCGCUGCCGAUCAGCCAGUAAAAACGAACCCCAAGAAGAAGCAAAAUCGGCGCUCAAAGACCAAACGCAAGGUUGAAGAGGAGUACCUUGGGCCCAAAGGCGUCAUAUACAUCAAGCAUAUCCCUCAUGGAUUUUAUGAAGAAGAAAUGCGAAAGUUCUUUUCUCAGUUUGGUAUAGUAACAAACCUGCGGUUGUCACGAAGUGGCAAGACCGGAAGAAGUAGAGGCUAUGCAUUUGUGGAAUUUGCAUCCGAAGAUGUUGCAAAGAUUGUAGCUGAAACAAUGGAUGGCUACCUCUUUUUCAAUAAACUUCUGCGAUGUUAUGUCAUGCCCAAAGAAAAAGUACAUCCAGGACUGUUUAAAGAUUUUCGCUAUCCUUUCCCACUCCGGAAAGAAAUAGUGCGCAGUGUCAACAACAGGAAGAGGACUCUCGAGGAAGACCAGAAGAGCGCUCGAAGACGUAUCGAGAAGUUGAAGAAAACCCAGAAGAAACUGAAAAAAAUGGGUCUCAGUUAUGACUUUCAGCCACAAAUAUUCGAUGAGCAGAAUCCCUCCAAAUCCCAGAAUACAGUGGCCAUCACCUCGCCUGCUAAUGGAAUGGACGAAGCUGCCUUCACUGUUGUGGGAGGGUGCCUGAGUGCUUGCUGGCACCUAAAGAAAAUCCCAGUGUUCCUGAGACUCCAAAAGACAGCUCACAAUACAAGCUGAUAGUGGACACAAGUGAUGCAGACAUUUCGUUUAAGACUCCACCCGGAGCAAUAAGAGUCAUGAAACCUAAAAAGGCCAAGACUUCAACCCCUGCUUUAGUGGACAUUACUUCCACUGUGAAAACUGCUCGCAAGUCUCCUCGUUUGUCUCCAGUAAAGAAGCGGAGAUCACUUACACAGAAACGUAAAUGAAGGUUGUCUUACUGUG